Scomber japonicus (chub mackerel) is the source of this 2142-nucleotide messenger RNA. It is a transcript of the gene nudt9, whose product is annotated as nudix (nucleoside diphosphate linked moiety X)-type motif 9. The record is from RefSeq and is a predicted model, not a curated record. Lineage: Eukaryota; Metazoa; Chordata; Actinopteri; Scombriformes; Scombridae. Gene Ontology annotation, molecular function: ADP-ribose diphosphatase activity. The transcript is spliced from 8 exons. The coding region runs from base 38 to 1090 and encodes 350 amino acids.
UUGUAGCUCUUGUACUCUUGAUUGAUUAUUUGGCUCAAUGGUACAUUUCAUUCUGCAACGGAACUGGAUCGGCCGCGUUCAUCUAGCGCUCACCCUCUUCGGACUUCCGUACACCGUAUGCAGCUCCGGAGUUAGACCUGCCGUCUCCUGCUCGCCUGGUCAUCCAUUCAGAACCAGUCAAACCAUCAGACCCAUCAGUACCAGUUGCUGUAACCGCUACGUGACAAGCUUUCAAAAAAUGCCCUCCUCAGCAGCGCCUCACGUUAGGUCAAGAGGUGCCCAAUAUCCAGGCUCCAAAAUCAAACGCUUCCCUGUGCCUGAUGACAAGGUGGACUGGAGUCAGGUCUGGCCGCUGUAUGAUCCAGUCUGCUACACCAGCCCUUCAGUGGCGAAUAAGCCAGUAUGGGCGGACCCUGAUAUUGGCUCUUUCUCUCCGCAAUUCAACGCUGUGGACGGUAAUGUGGACAGAACGAGCUUUGAGGGAAGCUACACAGUGGAAAAUGGAAAGCCUCUAAAUCCUCACGGACGCACAGGCUUGUCUUGUAGAGGUUUGCUGGGACGAUGGGGACCCAAUCACGCAGCAGAUCCCAUUGUCACCAGGUGGAAAAUCGAUGCCAAAGGAGCAAAAAUAAAUCACUCAGUCUCCAAACAGCCGAUCCUGCAGUUUGUGUCCAUCAAGAGGAAAGACUGCGGGGAGUGGGCCAUUCCUGGGGGGAUGGUGGACCCAGGGGAGCAGGUUUCUCUAACGCUGCAGAGGGAGUUUUCGGAAGAAGCGUUGAAUUCGCUGGCCGUCGAGGCAUCAAAGAAAGCGGAAAUCCAUGAACGCAUCACGAAACUCUUCAAAUCGUCAGGGUUUCAGGUCUAUAAAGGCUAUGUGGAUGAUCCCAGAAACACUGACAAUGCUUGGAUGGAGACUGUGGCUGUCAACUUCCAUGAUGAUACAGGCAACAGCGUGAGUGAGCUGCCGUUACAAGCUGGCGAUGAUGCAGGACAAGUCCAGUGGGUUGAUGUUGACUCGUCCUUCCCCCUCUAUGCGAAUCAUUCUCAUUUCCUGCAGUUAGUUGCCAAAGAGAGGAAAGCACAUUGGUAACCAAGGACAAAAGAUUGUGGUCUGGCAUAACGAUGAAGGAAACAUUAGAGUGCUGUCGCUCUGCGUGUGUAGAGAGGGUUUAUGAUGCAUGACACCUAACCUUAAGUGGAUCCUCCCUCACUAACUGCAACAUAAUAAUCAAAGUGAUACUAGUGAAAGCCUAAUAUGCAUCUCAUUACUCUGACACGCAAUAUGUAAGUCCAUUAUACACCUGAAGUUUAAGAUUGAUAUAGUAGAUCUUGUGAAUUGAAUGAAAGCAGCACGUUGAGCUGUUGCAAGUUUUUCCGACUAUUUUAAAACUUCUGUUUCACUCGGUGAAAAGAAGAAAAACAAAGUAAUUGUGCUUAUCCAUUAAAAAAUGUUUCACUCACUGCUUGGAGGAAGGUUAACAUGUGCCUGUUAGAAGCAAGAUGCUACUCAGUGGCACACUUUAGCAAAAGACGAGGCUAACCACAUUAUUUCUGUUGAAGCAAAUUAUGCUAAUGUAUUCAAUGUUAACAAGGAUCCCAUUAACCAGUGUGAUCGUGUUAGAACAAACACAAUGAGCUGCUGAACAUAACACAUACCACAUUAAUUUAAGUGUGAUAAGGGGGGCAAUCAGAAUGAAAUGGUGCAGACUGACUUUGAUCUUUACAUGUGAAUAGAAUAUGAAGAUCUCCUCAUCAUAGCCUGGCUGUGUAGCGAAGCUCAGCACGGACAGGCUGAAGCUGGAGGAUAGACAUGUUUUCAAGUGGUAACAGAUGGUGGAUGCAAAGGCCAUUUCACACUGAACAGCCUGCCUUUCCAAAUGUUCACAUUGUUACGUGUCAUCUCACUGAUGGCCAUACUUUGCGAUGAAACAGGAAUGCAGAAUGACACCUUCAAUGGUUUGUAUGUGUUAAGAUACAUGAUACAAACAGUAACAUGCAGGCAUUUCUGUUGUCAACAGACAGCCACGCUGCAUUAUUAGCUUAAUUGGGUUAGUAUAUUCAGAGAAAACUGCUUCGUCCCACAUUUUUUACCUAGCAGUAAAACAUGCUCAUCUUUGCAUUAAAAUAAAAGUUCGAGAUUCA